UGCAACGGUCGUUAAGUGUGAAAAGCGGUCAUAAGUCUCCUUUUUCAGUGCCGUUGUAACUUCGAAUGGUCACUAAAGUAAUUGUUGUAAGUCGAGGGUUAUCUGUUUAUACGUGUGUGCGCGUACAUGUGUAUGUAUAUAAAAACAUAGGUAUAUUUUAUGAUACACAUACAACCCCCCCCCAAGACUCCCUAGAUCCAUCCUGGCAGCAACCGAAGCGGCCGCCUACGAGCAAGCCCCGCAGGUCCCAAGAGGCCGGAAGGGCUCGGGCUGCCCCUCGGGGACGCCUAGGGCCGGCCUGGGCCCAGAGCUCCCUUGGUAACCGGGGCGCCGUGGUCACCAGCCGCCGGACGAUCGAGGCGCCCUUCCGGAGGCCAGGCCAAGCAGCCCUACCGACUGGAGCCAGGGCGGCCGCUCGGCCGAGCGCCGGAUCCCAGGCCGCCUCCCGCAGCCGUUGCCAGGCCGCCGCUUCUUCUCCCUCGCUGUCGCUCGCCUCGGGCUCGGGCGCCGCCAUCGCGAAGCCGUGCAGGCCGCGGAGCACUCUGGGAGUCGUAGUCCGGAGGCCGCUGAGGCGCGCCGGCGGUGGGGGGGGGAGGGCGGGCGCGAGAAGCGCGGCCUCCCGCGGGACCCGGAUCAGGAAAGGCCACUGCUCUUUGAACCGCUUCCAGGCCGCGGGGACGGAACUUUUCGCCGCCGGAACCUUCGUCGCGGGCGCGUGGCGGCGCAGAGGCGAAAGGCGCUUCCGGUUCAGGCCUCACUUCCGGCUGGGAGGGGAAAGAAACGUCCGCCGUCCGGGAAGAAGAGCGGCGCCUGUGGCCCCUUCCGGUGGUUGUGGGUGGACAUUUUCAUCAGGGCUGAGAGAAGAUAUAGACGUCCUCUUUGCUGCUUUGGUUUUUCUUGGAAAUAUUUGCAUAGGAGGUGAGCAGAGAUUGCUUCAGGAUUCAGCUUCGCACAGACUUCCUAACCAGAAGCCAAGAAUGGCCAGCAAAGGACCUGCGGCUUCAGCUUCCACAGAAAGUUCCAGUGCAGGUGGAACCAGUGGGAACAGCAGCAACGGGGACAGUCCGGGUCAGGAUAGCACAUUUGAAUGCAACAUCUGUUUGGACACCGCCAAGGAUGCUGUGAUCAGUCUGUGUGGCCACCUCUUCUGUUGGCCUUGUUUACACCAGUGGCUGGAGACCAGGCCAAACAGACAGGUGUGUCCUGUAUGUAAAGCAGGAAUCAGCCGUGAUAAAGUUAUACCACUUUAUGGAAGGGGCAGCACUGGACAACAGGACCCCAGGGAGAAAACGCCACCUCGACCUCAAGGCCAGAGACCUGAGCCAGAAAACAGAGGGGGCUUCCAGGGUUUUGGGUUUGGUGAUGGAGGCUUCCAAAUGUCAUUUGGAAUUGGAGCAUUUCCAUUUGGCAUAUUUGCUACAGCCUUCAAUAUAAACGAUGGGAGGCCUCCUCCAGCUGUUCCAGGGACUCCUCAGUAUGUGGAUGAACAGUUUCUUUCUCGCCUCUUCCUGUUCGUGGCCCUCGUCAUCAUGUUUUGGCUCCUGAUAGCUUAACUUUGCUCCAUACUUUGCGGAGCUCUGAACCAGCCACAGACUCUGCUUGUCUCCCUCUUGGUGUCCAAUUCUUCAGCUAAUGAUGGGCUCCUAAAAACCACUGGUGUCUUCUUGUGAGGAGGAGUCUCUUAUUUUUCCAGAGCUACGCAGUUAACGCUUUUUCAAGUUUUCUAAAGCUCAGCUGUAACUCACACAGCAAGGAACUGUGACCCUAGCUUUGAGCUCCGUAUCUCAAUGAGGAGCGUUUGAAUCUUGUGCCAAACAAUUGGAAGAGAUGCUGCCCCAAAGGGAAUCAGGCAUGGUGGCUAGCAAUGGACCUCUUCUCACAUACGCCACUGUUUUGUGUCUCAAGAGCAAUGAGAGGAAGGCAGUCAGUGGACUUCAGAACCCAGCUGUAUAUCUUGCUCAAAAGCCAACUGACUCCAGGUAAUACCUUCUAUAGAUAGGACAUCUGGCUGAAGAGGAUUGUGUCCCAUUCCUGCUGUUCCUUCCUACCCAAGUGAUAAAAAACCAUCUUUGUUUUUCCAGCAAUCACAAAAAUGAAAGGAUAAAAGAUUCUUUAACCUAAAAUGGUAGCAUAUCUAAAUUUACUGGAAUCGGGGAGGGGGCAGAAUCUCUCAUCUCAGGGUUUUGGAGGGGCUGUUAGCUGUCAUGCAGCACACUUCCUCGCUGAUUUUAAAGGGUUUGUAGCAGCUAUCAACUUUUAAUUUAGGUAGACAUAAUUCCAGCUGCUGUUCUGAUUAUUCUCCUUCCUGAAAUGUACAUUUUUUUCCAUAUUUGGAAUAGGUUAACUGGGAGGAGUAUAGGACAGUCUCUUACAGGGGGUAAUUUGCUGAGUAUUUUAUGCCUCCCCACCUCACAAUUAUGAUUAUUACGCAAAUGGGAAUCUGUACAUUUUUGACAAGAGUAAGGAAUUCUGUUUAAACGGUUUGCAUGUGGCCAAGGGGGCCAUUGGGAUGUGAGUUUUUUCAAAUUACCAAAGACAUGAUUUUUUGGAAGGGUAAUCAAGGGCCCAAUGCAGCAGUGGUUUGAACAGCGCUUUAGCCACAGAGCACCCCGUAUGAUGGUACUGAGUGCAUUUGGAGACCCCUUUACAGAAGGGGCGGAGGAAGAAUCAUGCUUUAAAAUAAUUGCGGUUGAAUCUUUUGGGCCCGCAGGAUGCAACAUACACUUGACUGACUGCCAAUACUCUUGUAAGAGUGACUCUCAAGGACCUAUUUAUUUUGUGAUUCUUUUGGUCUUCUGGAUGUUAACAGGCUUGCUGGUCAGACCCCAAUGACGUUGAAGCUUGUUUUUUCUGUAGCUAUGAUGUGGGGGGCGGGGCGGGACGGGGGGGGGGAGCAAGGUUGGAAAUCUCAAGAGCAAGAUGCAUGUCACCACUAUUUCCUUUCCCAGAAGUAGUAAGAAUACCAAAUGUGAAUUUUCUUCUGGCCCAAAUUCUGUCCUGGCUCUUGGUCUUUCAGUACAGGGGGCAGACCUAGCUUGACACAGCAGUGCUCUAUCACUUGUCAACAAAAUCAGACUUGGUAACAAGAAGGCUCCAUCCCUUGAAAAUCAGUGCCACCUACUGUCAACGAAAAACAUUCAGUUGCAUUGUAACAUUGUAAAAUAAAACAUAUUUUAUUUCUCCCUUUACUAGAAAUUUUAUCAUACUGGAAAUGCUGGAUUUCUAAAAUCAAUCUUGAAUUGUCAGACAUUGAUGGUUGGAUUGGCUGUGCUGGCCAAGGUCCAUUGUCUUUGGGGGUGGGGUUAUUUCUGUCUUGUCUGCUUUUGGGGGGAACAGAAUUGCCUGGUGCCUGAAAAAGUUUCUGGCUGAAUAGCCACAGCUGAUUGUGGCAGAUUCUGGGCUUCCUCUGCUUCAGGGAGCCAUUGGCCCCUCGGAUUAUGCUUGUUUGAUAAGCAGACCCACCCCUGGACUUCCUCUGGUCUUAAAGGCCCUCUCUGCCUCACACUCUUUGUAUUCCCCCCUCCUUUUUUUUUUCCUUCCGCACCAUCUAUUCAGAUUCUUCCUGGCUUGUGGUUAGCAAAGUAUGGUACCACUGUUCAACACUGCUGUUCACUAAUUUUCACUGUUGUGAAAGCCAGAAUAAACAUCUUUUUACAUUAUC
Ahaetulla prasina is the source of this 3661-nucleotide messenger RNA. RefSeq names its product ring finger protein 185 (gene RNF185). Gene Ontology annotation, molecular function: ubiquitin-like protein conjugating enzyme binding; metal ion binding; ubiquitin protein ligase activity. Lineage: Eukaryota; Metazoa; Chordata; Lepidosauria; Squamata; Colubridae. Gene Ontology annotation, biological process: ubiquitin-dependent protein catabolic process. The transcript is spliced from 8 exons. Bases 66 to 1553 code for a protein of 495 amino acids. Gene Ontology annotation, cellular component: endoplasmic reticulum. The record is from RefSeq and is a predicted model, not a curated record.